This is a messenger RNA of Orbilia oligospora ATCC 24927, 3516 nucleotides long. RefSeq lists its product as uncharacterized. The coding region runs from base 1 to 3516 and encodes 1171 amino acids. The transcript has 2 exons. Gene Ontology annotation, biological process: protein polyubiquitination; ubiquitin-dependent protein catabolic process. Gene Ontology annotation, molecular function: ubiquitin protein ligase activity; protein binding. NCBI's taxonomy places the organism in Eukaryota, Fungi, Ascomycota, Orbiliomycetes, Orbiliales, Orbiliaceae. The record is from RefSeq and is a predicted model, not a curated record.
AUGAAGCACUUUCCUGGGAGCACAAAGCGGCAGCGUAACAUUAAUCUCUCUGGCAAAUCAAAGCCUUCUUCUGGUCUUAUUGUAGCUCGGGGAGAACGAGCUAGAAGGGAAGCGGAGCGUCAAAGGGUUGCUGCCGCAACAAAAAUUCAGUCAACCUACAGAGGAUAUGCCAUUCGGUAUUCUGUGCGCAGAGCCCGUCGGGCGGAUUGGGAUAGGUCUGUUGGUUUCCCUGCAGCACUACCCCCAACCGAUCACUCCGACGAUAGCCUUGCUCUCCUUCUCUCAUUCUGCGAUGCUGCAGACACAGAAGAUGUCUGUCGCCUCGUCUUCAUAAUCUCUGCUUUCCAUCUAGACGAUGAACCAAGUUCUUUGAUAGGAUUGAAUCUUGCAGAGAAUAGCCGCCACCGCCUCUUAAUCACCCGCCUCUUCCGGGUCUUGCUAGUUGCUGUUUCAUCCAUCAGUGUCCGCCAUGCUACAACUCUUACUCAGGCCUUGCGUAUUCUUCCAUUUCUAUCCUGCGCCAUUACCUAUUUUCCGGAACAAGCCGAUACCACAUACUUUGAGACAAUUGCAGGGCUCAUAGACCGUGGUCUGAUCCCCCAUAUAUCAACUUUCUAUCCAUUGGAAACACGCACAGCAACCUUGGCUAUCAUUCUUCAGUCUAUCGUCCUACCGCUUCGGCCAGGUAUCAGAGCCAACCGACCUCUCGCCUACACUAAUUUUGUGCAAGUAUUUCUAACCACAGCUUCACUUGAUACAAACCUGUUUUCAGCUAUCCCAGUGUCUAUUCUCCGAAAGCUCCUUGAUAUCCGCCAGCUCCUUGAGGCUGCUACUCAACUUAGAGUCGAUCAGUUAUCCCCAGAACAAAUUUUAUGGUUGCUAUCCUACCUCAUUGCUUUUGUGUAUGAUCCUGAGCUGCUUGUUUCCAGUCACCAUCUAGCUCUUCAGGACCGCAUAUCCUCCCACCCAUUGUAUCAGAAAGCCGACAUCACGGGGCCUUUGGACUCAAGAACCAUAUGUGGAUUACUUGCGACGACUUUAAACCCAAUAUUAGAUGCAUACGGCCGAAAGAUUCGGAACCAAACAAGCACCCCUGACAGACAACCAAUCGUACCAUCGAGAGCUCAGGCGGGUCUCUUUGUCGAGUCCGAAGAGCGUCUGAAUCCUCCCGAAUUUGUGCAGCGUCAGCUCAAAAAUUUACUCGAGACCGACUUCAUAUCAAAUCUCGCAGAUGGAAUAACAUGGAAUUGGACAACCCCCUCUUCGUCAACGCAAACAGUAUGUAUUCGCCACGCCGCCCAGAGAUUUACCCUCCACCUACUUCUCUAUUUCCGGUUCCUUGAACAAAAACUUCACAACCGGCUUUUCCUCGCGAGAUCUCAGGACGACAUGUCGCUGUUGGCUACCCUGUACCAUCAGGUUCAAAAUACACACACAUUUCGGGACGGCGUGGCCGGUGUUGAUGCAAUCCUAGAUGGCCUCAAGCUCACCCACCAAAAAACCGGGGGAACAGCUCCCCAAUCUUCGGAGUGGACCACAAUCCUUCUCUUCUUGGAUCUAUAUUGUUUUUCUAACAUUGUCAUGGACGAUGAAGAAUUCUUUACUCUCGGGGACAAGUCGCUUCAGUCGAAUCAGUUACGGCACCUGGUCGAUUUCCUGAAAAACCUAGCCUUCGUAGCCUAUUUUGAAGUUUCUGAAAUUGAAUCCCAGGUAUCUGACGAGCCGCUCCAGCAACUAUUUACAAAGCCCACUCGUGCGCUACAAUUAAACACGCGUUUGGAUGUAGCUGGUAUUCAUGGUGUAUCCCUUCCUUGGAUACGCAACCUGGCAAUCAGAAUAUUACGUUCUCUCCACAGAAGAGAUUCCCGACAGAAAUUUCUCCCUGACGGCUUUUGGCUCAUGAAACAAAUCAAUACCGAAGGUACUACACAUCUCAUCGCCGAGGAGGAAGCACGACAACAGGAGUUGGAGCAAUCUAGUAAUAUCGAAGAAUCCGAUUCUGAUUCCGAUACUGAUGACGUUGCUAAAACUACUUCAGCAAAUAGCAACAUCGCUAGACGCCCCAACAGGAGGCACGAAAGAACAUUAAGGGACAACUACUUAGCCGCAAUCACCCCACGCUUAGGGGUGAUCCAGAAUCUUCCUUUCUUCUUACCAUUCCGAACGAGGGUGUCAAUUUUUCGUGAUUUCAUUAAGCUUGACCAAGCACGUCGGGGAACAGGGGAUCGGGAUCUAUGGAGGCUUAGUCAGGCGAACCCCUUCCAGGAUCAGCCUGGGACAAAAUCAAAACAUCAUGGUAUCAUCCAUCGUGAUCGAAUGUUUGAAGAUGCCUACGACGAGUUUUACGCUUUGGGAGAAAGUUUCAAGGAACCGAUUCAGAUUACCUUUGUCGACUCCUUUGGUGCAGAAGAGCCUGGGAUAGAUGGUGGAGGUAUUCUUAAAGAAUUCCUCUCGUGCGUCGUUCAGGAGCUGUCCAGAACAGAUACAGCCAGAAGUGUACCAUUCUUUACAGAAACAGAAGAUCACACGAUCUACCCCAACCCCUUUCUUCUCGAUGAACUGCCAGGGGAUUUUAGCAAACUGGAAAAUAAUAGCACUUCCGACCUCCAAAUAGCGGCUUCACGGGAAGCUAUGGAUUUAUUACGGCGAAUUGAGUUUCUAGGCCGUAUCAUUGGAAAGUGCAUGUAUGAAGGUAUUUUAGUGGAAGUUGUUUUCGCAGAUUUUUUCCUUCUCAAAUGGAGUAAGGUCAUGCUGGGUAACGAUGAUGUUGGACUCGGUGUAGAUGAUCUCAAGAGGUUCGAUCGAAGCCUUUGGAAAGGUCUUCAAGCUUUGAAACAUUACGAUGAACAAACGAUUAAAGACCUCGACCUUACGUUUGCUAUCGAGAACAUUCUUCGAGUGACAGACUCUCGGGCUCCUACCGGAGUUACCCAGAAGAUUGUGUUGGUGGAUUUGAAACCCGGUGGUUCACAAAUCCCGGUGACAUCCUCGAACAGGCUCGAGUAUAUCCACUUAGUUUCAAAGUACAAGCUCGCAGCUCAAGGCAAACAACAAACAAAUGCAUUUUUAAAGGGUCUCUCAUCCAUCAUUUCGCCAAGGUGGCUUUCUAUGUUUAACCAGUCUGAGCUUCAGACCCUCAUUGGCGGGAAUGAAUCUCCACUAGACAUCGACGACCUUCGAAAAAAUACCAUUUAUGGUGGAAUAUAUACCAUUGGGGAUGAUAAACAAGAACAUGAAACUAUUAAGAUGUUCUGGAGGGUGUUGAAAAGGUUGCGAGAGUCUGAUAAGCGAGCUGUAUUGAAAUUUGUUACCAGCGUAAGCAGGGCGCCUCUUCUAGGAUUCAGCUCUCUGAACCCAAGGUUCAGCAUUCGAGACGCUGGUAGCGAUUCAACAAGGCUACCGAGCACUAGCACCUGUGUCAAUCUUCUAAAACUGCCCCGUUACCCAUCGGAGACCGUUCUCGAAGAAAAGCUAUUGUAUGCAGCUAAUGCCGGAGCAGGGUUUGACUUGAGCUAA